Polyodon spathula (Mississippi paddlefish) is the source of this 1093-nucleotide messenger RNA. Its product is annotated as phosducin-like protein 3. NCBI's taxonomy places the organism in Eukaryota, Metazoa, Chordata, Actinopteri, Acipenseriformes, Polyodontidae. The transcript is spliced from 6 exons. Gene Ontology annotation, cellular component: cytoplasm. The coding region runs from base 103 to 816 and encodes 237 amino acids. The record is from RefSeq and is a predicted model, not a curated record. Gene Ontology annotation, biological process: protein folding; angiogenesis; positive regulation of gene expression.
UCAUCAUCACGUUUGUUGUCGGACGUGUAUUUGGGAGGUCCUUUUCACUUCCUUCUCAAGAAAAGCAGUAACGCAGGGUGAUUGUGGUCAGAAAGACAUACGAUGCAGGACCCAAACGCAGACACCGAGUGGAAUGACAUCCUUCGGAGAAAGGGCAUCCUUCCGCCCAAGGAGAAACCAAACCCGGAAGAGGAACAGAUUGUACAGCAGCAGCAGCAGUCAGUGGUGAAAACGUACGAGGACAUGGGUCUGGAUGAGCUGGAGGAGAAUGAGGAUGAGUUCAGUGAGGAGGAUGAGCGGGCGAUUGAGAUGUACAGGCAACAAAGAUUAGCUGAAUUGAAAGCCACACAGUUGAAAAAUGUAUUUGGGGAAGUUACUGAGAUAUCUGGACAGGAAUAUAUACAGCAAGUAAACAAAGCUGGUAAAGACACCUGGGUCAUCCUGCAUCUCUACAAACAGGGCAUCCCCCUCUGUACUUUGAUAAAUCAGCAUCUCAGUUCACUAGCACGGAAGUUCCCACAGACAAAAUUUCUCAAGUCAAUCUCGACAACCUGUAUACCCAACUACCCUGACAGGAACCUGCCAACUAUAUUUGUAUACCAUGAGGGCGACAUGAGAGCACAGUUUAUUGGUCCACUAGUUUUUGGGGGCAUGAAUUUAAAAAUAGACGAACUAGAAUGGAAGCUUUCAGAAUCGGGUGCAAUCAAAACAGAUUUGGAGGAAAACCCCAAAAAACAAAUCGAGGACAAGUUGAUGACCUCAAUCAGGUGCACGGCUCCGACAAAAAAGGAUAGCGAUUCAGAAGAUGACUAUUAGACAGUGAUUUGUAUUACAUUUUUAAAAGCAUGAUGCACCUUUUGAUCUAGCAUUCAUGCAUCCUGUGUGAAAAUCUAAUACCUUUUGUAGAUCAUGUAAAACAAACAAGUAAACCUGACAUACCUACAGCUAAACUAUAAACAUUACUGUAUGCUCCUGUUUUAUAAAAAAAAAAAUAUAUAUUUUUUCUUUGCAACAACUAAAUUAUGAAAGUGUUCUCAUAAAAUAAAGAACAGAAAUGCAUUGUUUUUAAGAUAAACCACAAAAAAAACCUUCA